Molecule: messenger RNA, 3916 nt
Organism: Macrosteles quadrilineatus (aster leafhopper)
Lineage: Eukaryota; Metazoa; Arthropoda; Insecta; Hemiptera; Cicadellidae
Product: cysteine-rich motor neuron 1 protein-like
Exons: 13
Coding region: 206-2527 (773 amino acids)
Molecular function (GO): protein binding; serine-type endopeptidase inhibitor activity
Source: RefSeq, a predicted model, not a curated record
GUGCGAGAAUUCGAGCGAGAACCAUAUCCGUUUGUCUGAGGAACCGUUACGUCUGGGCAACUGUCAAGGUAGCAGCGGUGACAACAAUGUAACAGUUGUGAUCAGCUGUUUUGUGCUAGUGAUGCAGUGAUUGUGUUGUGCGGUAGGGAUGCCGAUUCCCGCUGCGCCAUUUUGUUGACCUGAACCGUUGUUUUGAACCAUCGAUAUGGCUAGUGCACCCGGUUUUGACGUGUGUGUCUGGAUGCUGCUGCUCGUAGCGGUGCCUGGCAUUCAAUCAGGUGACAACAACACAAGUGACAAUGAGGUGCUGUGUCCUCCAGACUCCACCCUGGACGGCCAGUGUAUCUGUGACUCCAGCAGAUGCCCUCACCCCACAGUCUGUGACGCCCCUCAGGUGCUGGAGAGGACCGUGGCCUCAGGUCUGCCCGGAGACUGCUGCGACAAGUACGAGUGCGUCAGUCCUCGAGCCACUAACUCCACGGACACCGAUGACAUGGUCUGCCCAGAGGACAGCUACCGUCUCCGCAGUGUCGGCUGUCAGUGUCUGCCCGCUCCCUGUCUGGUCAAGGUCUGCCCCUCAGGCACCUGGGCAAAGAUCGUGCGACCCGGCACGGGCAAACCUGGAGCUUGCUGCCCACUGUACGAGUGCGUGACCGCAGAUUCCAACUCGACUUGUAUCGACAACGGCACCCUGAUGCAGAACGGUUCUUCCUGGUUCCGACCGGACUGUACCCAGUGCCGCUGUGAAGGAGGUCUCACCUUCUGUGUGCCAGUGGGGCGGAUGCCUCAGAACUCCUCUAUCUGUAGGCCUCUGCCCCCAGACUGUACCCUCAGCACCGUGCCAGCUGGAGAAUGCUGUCCUGUGUGUGUCAGUAACCCCGAUGACCUGGACACCCCUCCACCCCCUGGCAGCUGUGUAGCCCGCCUCUAUGGCAAGAUCAUACCCAACGGAGGUUCCUGGCAGGAGGAUGACUGCACGUCCUGUGUCUGCAAGGAUGGACAGAGACAGUGUCAGGCGUAUAUGUGUGAAGCUUGUGCCAACCCUCAGUAUGAACCUGGCGAAUGCUGCCCAAGGUGUAAUGGUUCCGUCAUAGUAACUGUCCCCUCACAUUGUCCUUCUCUCGACAACUGCUCUCUGCGUUGUGUUCAUGGGUUUGUCAGGGACAUCAACGGUUGCUUUACCUGCCACUGUCAGCAAGACGAGUGCCUGCUGGAGUGUGAGCACGGUUACGCGCAGGACAGUCACGGCAACAAGCUGUGCAAGUGUGCAGAACCCAAGUGUCCUCCGUUGACUUGUCGCAAGGUCUGUCCGCACGGCUACCGCAUCAACAAGGCAGGUUGUGAGAUCUGCAGGUGUGAAACAUGCAAACCUCUGGACCAGUGCACCAAGCGAUGCGCUCACGGCCUGAUGGUCAACUCCAACAACUGCAUUAUGUGCAAGUGCAUACCUCAUGGCGGACUUAUUGGAGGCAUAUCCAACACAACUGACACAACUGUAGGAACACCCUGUAUAUCAGACAGUAAAGUGUGGCGGGACGACGGUGAGACCUGGUUUGACGGUUGCCGCCAAUGUUACUGUCUCUCUGGAAGAGAAAUGUGUUCUCUGCUGAGCUGUCCUCCCAUCUCAUGUACCAACCCUGUCUACAACUCAUCCAAGGAUUGCUGUCCAACUUGUCAAGGUACAGACUUGGUGCCGGUCACUCACAUGGUGUGUCAGGGAGAGACUCCAGGCAAGCUCUACAAGGAGGGGGAGACCUGGAGACUGUCUCCCUGUGUGGAGUGUGUGUGUCAGAGUGGCAGAGCUCUGUGUCAUGCAGCCUCCUGUCCCCCCACUCCCUGUAGGCGACCACUCCACCCUCCUCCGGGCGAGUGCUGUCCUGUCUGUGCUGCUGAACAGCUUGCUAACUUUUCACUGGCCACAUCAUGUGAUAGGCGGCAAGGAGAGUCCAUGUGGAGGGAAGGCAACUGUGUGAGCUGCCUGUGCGAUAGCGGACGACCAUCCUGCUUCACCGAACUGUGUGAACAUCAAGGGCCGUGCAACAACGCCCUACAAGUGAAGAAUCAGUGCUGUCCUAUUUGUCUUGAUGUUCCAGAAGAACUAGACAGCAAGAUGUGUACUGUGAACAACACCGCAUACCUUGUAGGGCAGGACUGGCGAGAAGACGAAUGUACUACAUGUGAGUGUAUUGCUGGGGGAGAGAUCUCUUGUACCAAGCUGGUGUGCUCUGUCAACUGUCCCAACCCUGUCAAGAAACCUGGAGUGUGCUGCCAUGUGUGUCCAGAAAACAAACUGUUCUGGACCAGCAGAGAAGUGGUUUACAUCGUGGUUCUAGCUUUGGUUGCCUGCUUCUUCGUCUGCCUAGCUGUCUACAUUGCCAGGCAGUGCAGGCUGAAGAGGCAUCAACUAAAGUUGCCCAACAGUUAUGGAUGCCCUCCACCCCAAUAUACCCAGUAUAAGUAUAUGCCUACAUAUGACACACCCCAGCCACCCCUUACAUCUGAGAAGACUGCACUUACACCUCUGUAGAUCCGAAUCAUCUAAUAGCUUUAUGUAAAUCAAAUUGAAUCAUCAAAUAGUUCUAUUCAAAUAUAAUUGAGUUAUCAAAUAAUUCUAGGUAAAUCAGAUUGAUUCAAAACUAGUUCUACAUGAGCUGUGAAGUUGGCUUUAAAUUAUUACCAGUGAAUAAUUUUAGUAAUUUUUCUCUUUGAAUAUAUACGGUGUGGUGCAAAAGGAAACCCAAACGCCAAGAACUAUUUAAUGCAUAUUUCAACAAUAAUCCAUCAGCUGAUUGUCAAAAAUGGUUCAAAAUGUUGUAUCUUUUAUAUUUUAACAGUUUUCCCGAAUGAUAGGACUAUGAUAGCCAUGCCACAGCACAGUAUUAAAAAUUAAUAUUAAACUAUUUAAUACUUUGUUUUUGGUUUUCCUUUAUUUUUCAUCAACCAGUAUAUUUUUAAAGUAUUUAAAAAGGUUUUACACAUUGAAAAUAUACAGGCUAACUAUACUAGGCCAUCAUAAAUACCAAACAUAAAGAUUAAAAUCACCCUUAUAACUAUAAACACACAUUUAGUGGUUUUACUUUUCCUCUAAUUUUACUUAACAAUCGAACAAAUGGUAGUACAAUAUUAUUUAUACGUUUUAUUUAUAAAAUCAUUUGCUGUCAUUUUCAACUGUGAAAAAACGAAUGAUAUAAUUUAACAUUCUAUAUUUAUGUGACAAUUGUUCAAUUUUGUCUAUAAAAGUUUUAUUAUGAAAAUAACGAAGAAGAAGUAAAUACAAAUCAUUCAUUAUUUUUUUUAACUGUCACUGAUCCUAAAAAAACCAAACCAGUAUAUUUUUUUAAAUAAAUUUGAAUUUGAGGAUUUUAAGUUGAAAUAUUGUACAUAAACUCAUGUGUGCUCUAAUAAUGUAAAACUGUACUAGCAAUGCAAAUCAUGUCAUUAUUGGCAUAAGUAAUUAAUGUUAUAUUUAUGUAUAUAGUGUAAUAAACUAAUACUAUGUACAUUUUGUUUAGGCAAUGUUGUAAUAAUUGUUUGAUCUCCUUUGAGCUCUAAAUUAUAUUAAAAGUAAGAGUAAUUCCCAAAUUGGUUUUUAAGGUUCCUUUUGUUGUUCUUUAUAGCAUUCCUUAUAAUAUUAAACAUAGUGAGUUAUUUUUUAGCUGGAUAGUGUUAUUUUGAGCUUUUAUAACAGCUGUUAUGUAGCCGUAAAGGUGAUGGUGAUAUUAGAAUCUUUAUUUAUUCACUUUACUUUUAUGGCUCUGUACAUUAUAAUUUGUAAAUUUUUUUAUGUUGUAACAAUAUAAUAGACUAUGACUUACUAGCAAAAGGCUAAAGUACUUUGUAAAUAAUAAUACUUGUGAUUUACGAGUAACAUAUUUAUAAGACUUGUAGAUAAUAGUAAAUACAUGUUUGUACAAUA